GUAGGCUAAUCACUGGGGUGUAAUUAUGAAAUGUGACUGAGACAUGAACUCGACCAUGCCUCGCAAGCUCCCCGCUAUAGGGGAAAGGGCUCCUGACGAAAGCGGAACUUGCAAAUCAGAGAAGAGCAAGUCCUUGAGUGCCUUGGAAAUCUGAGCCGCCAGAGCCAGAGACGCGUUGCUGCCUCUUGAAAAACAGGCAGGGCUAGAGAGAUAUUUACCAGCUCCUCGGGGAAAGGAGCUCUGGGUGUCCGCCGGCGUUGGGCGCAAGUUUGCUCCAAAUCCGUCCCGCGCAGGGACUGACUCGGAGGCUCUGCCCGUGGGUUGCUCCCGCCGCCGGGCCGGGGGACACCUGGUUCCCCUCCAGCUGGGAAGGAGCGUGGGCUUGGGGGCCAUGAUGGCCAGCUACCAGGACCCCGACGAGGACCCUGUCGCCCUCCUGGCUCAUGACAGCAACGCCGGCAAGGAGGGCGAGCGAGCCAAGGCCGAGCUGAGCCCGGAGAAGGCGGCCGAGAAGCCGGACCCCUCGCAGAAGCCCCCCUACUCCUAUGUGGCCCUGAUCGCCAUGGCCAUCCGAGAGAGCGCGGAGAAGCGGCUCACGCUGUCCGGCAUCUACCAGUACAUCAUCAGCAAGUUCCCCUUCUACGAGAAGAACAAGAAGGGCUGGCAGAACAGCAUCCGCCACAACCUCUCGCUCAACGAGUGCUUCAUCAAGGUGCCGCGCGAGGGCGGCGGCGAGCGCAAGGGCAACUACUGGACGCUGGACCCGGCCUGCGAGGACAUGUUCGAGAAGGGCAACUACCGGCGGCGGCGGCGCAUGAAGCGGCCCUUCCGGCCGCCCCCCGCCCACUUUCAGCCCGGCAAGAGCCUCUUCGGCAGCGAGGGCUACGGCUACCUCUCGCCGCCCAAGUACCUGCAGUCCGGCUUCGUCAACAACUCGUGGCCCCUGGCGCAGCCGCCCGCGCCCCUGCCCUACGCCUCCUGCCAGCUGGCCGGCGGCAACGUCAGCCCGGCCGGCGUGAAAGCGCUGCAGGCGCCCGGUUCCUACGGCCCCUAUUCUCGGGUGCAGGGCAUGGCCCUGCCCGGCAUGGUGAACUCCUACAACGGCAUGAGCCACCACCAUCACCCGCAGCAGCUCAGCCCCGCCAGCCCUGCGCCGCCCACCGCCCCAGCCCCCAACGGCGCCGGCCUGCAGUUCGCCUGCGCCCGCCAGCCCGCGGAGCUCUCCAUGAUGCACUGUUCCUAUUGGGAGCACGACAGCAAACACAGCGCCUUGCACUCCCGGAUAGACAUCUAGAGCCCCCGCCGCUCCUGCCCCGUCCCUCCUCCGGCCAGCGCGCUCCCUGGGCCGGGGGCGCAGCGGGACAGUGUAAGCCCUGCGCCGCGGGGGCUCGAAGGCAGCGUAAGUGUUGAACUUUCAAACCUAUAGCUGCGGCGAGAGACCUGUGUGCGUGUAAACUUGUCGAGCGAUGUCCGGUCUGUCUGAUUUGAUACGAGGGGGGGGAACUUUCUUCUGUUCGUUAAAAGAGCGUGCCAUGAAAAUGGACAGUUUUGUCCUCAGACCUAUGCUCCGCGGUGUCAUUUGGCACUAUUCUUUCUGGGCAUUGAGGAAAGUAAAUUGUGAACAAAAGAGAAAUAGAAAAGUCACCAAUUCAAUUUCUGCUAGUUGUAGAUUUGUUGCUGGAAAGGCCUAUCCGCUGUGUGUCACAGGACUUUUAUAGUCUGGAGAGAAUUGCACUUCUUCAAAGUUCCGCCUUUUGUCAAAAUAAUACUUCUUGGCGACUGGUUUUAAAGCAGGACACAUUUUAUAGCAACGAUGUUGAUAUUUGAAACAAACAAAAAAUAGCAAGAGUAACUUGUGAAAUAUUUCGGCAGUGAGAUAUCUAUAUAUAUGUAUAUUAAAAAUAGAAAUGUCCUGUGAGGUCUUAAGAGUAAUUUUAUACAAGUCUAAAAUAAUAUUUUGAAGUUAUAAGAAAAAAGGACGGUUUCCUAAAAUAAUUGGGAUUUUCCAUGCGCAUUAUUAUUAAAUAAAAGUUAAAUUUUAUCUUCAUAUUUUUGACCAAAAACCUCUUGGCCCCAGAUGGAAUCUUUAGUAGAUUCUGCGUUUAACUGCUCGGCCUCUUUCUUACAAAGUUUUGGUCCUUUACUUUAAAUAGAUUAAUGUGAAAAACAUAGAUGUUUAUAAAUAUUGGGGCCAGUUCAUAACGAUUUUAUAAAUGUUUAUGUAAGCUGAUAGAUAUUGUGGCAUAGUACCAUUUGGGACCAACUUUUCUAAAGUAAACUAGCACUUUUAUUGUAUUUUCUAGCAUUGUAAA
Molecule: messenger RNA, 2312 nt
Organism: Pelodiscus sinensis (Chinese soft-shelled turtle)
Lineage: Eukaryota; Metazoa; Chordata; Testudines; Trionychidae
Gene: FOXL2
Product: forkhead box L2
Biological process (GO): cell differentiation; anatomical structure morphogenesis; regulation of transcription by RNA polymerase II
Molecular function (GO): RNA polymerase II cis-regulatory region sequence-specific DNA binding; DNA-binding transcription factor activity, RNA polymerase II-specific
Source: RefSeq, a predicted model, not a curated record